Molecule: messenger RNA, 3638 nt
Organism: Papilio xuthus (Asian swallowtail)
Lineage: Eukaryota; Metazoa; Arthropoda; Insecta; Lepidoptera; Papilionidae
Product: Ionotropic receptor 93a
Exons: 19
Coding region: 952-3561 (869 amino acids)
Cellular component (GO): membrane
Molecular function (GO): ligand-gated monoatomic ion channel activity
Source: RefSeq, a predicted model, not a curated record
UGGUUGCGAUCUCCGCGGCUGUGGCCGAUCGUGAAUGCUGUUCGUUUGUGAUUUGUCCAGGUAAACUAUUGGCAAAAAAUUCCAUCAUAACGUACAUAACGAAUCUUUAAAAGAAUGACAAAAUAUAACACAUCGACCCUACUUGAAGUGGGGUAAGGGCUGGGACAUCAUGAUUAUCUUAAUGUUUUUUUGCGAUUGUUAAGAUGUUUGUUAUAAAUAAAGAAAACGACACCUCGUGUACAAAAGUUUUCUCAGGACUUACGAUUGUAGCAUUAGGUUCCAUUGGAUGAAUUAAAAAUAAGGAAAUGAUUGGGUUGUAAUGAAUCGUCGAACUUUUCGUAAAUGUCGACAAUCAGUCUGCAUAAUUUAUUCCACUAACCUUUUAACACACGAUUCACUUUGAUAUAGGAUGAGAUUUUUUUAUUUACUCAUUAAGAUUUGUUGCUUACAGGGAAUGCUUUGACUUAAAGAUGCAUGAAAAUUCAAUACAGCGUUGGUUUUAAUUGAGGCAUAAUUGGGACUAUCAAAUAUCUUAGGAUGAUUAAACUAAGAUAUAGAUUUCACAUGCUAAGUUUUUUUUCAGUGUUUGAUUAAGGACUUCCUCUCUGAUCCUAGGUAUAAUGCAAUGACAAUGGUAAAAUGGUUUGUAUGUCUUAUUUAAGCAAAUGUCUAAUGACUCGAAAUUGAUGGAAAAUAAUGGUUUACCAAGAAAAGAACACGCUGUAUAACUUACUGAUAAGUUUAGGUCCUCACGCUAACCCUUGUAACAUUUACUACAUGCUUUGUAAUAUGAAUUGUUAGGAUGGUCACGCGGCCACCUGACUCGCACAGUUUUAAUUAGAUUUUAAAUAAUAACUGCUAUUGAUUGAAUAUCGGAAAUUAUUAUACGAAUUAUGAUCAGCACGUCAUUUUUGGAGGGAGCCUUACAUGAAGUGCAUGUAAGGUCGCAAUAUGAAGAUAUGGGUAUUGGUUAUAUUAUAUUUUUGGGGUCGAGGAAGUGCAGAAGACUUUCCAUCGUUGAUUACAGCGAAUGCUUCAAUUGUCCUGGACAGACAAUUCCUAGGAGAGCAAUAUCAGUCAAUGCUGGAACAACUAAAAGAUUACAUCAAGGAAUUGGUGCGGGUUGAUCUGAAACAUGGCGGUGUGAUCGUCCAUUAUUAUUCUUGGACUUCAAUCAGUCUGAAAAAAGGCUUUAUAGCGGUCUUCAGUGUGGCAUCUUGCGAGGACACGUGGUCUUUAUUCUCGAGAACCGAAGAGGAGGAGUUGCUUCUAUUCGCACUGACAGAAGUUGACUGUCCUCGGCUGCCAGUGGACAGAGCGCUAACGGUUACUUACACGGUGCCGGGGCAAGAGUUGGCACAACUGAUGUUGGAUUUGAGGACGACGAAAGAGAUUAACUGGAAAUCCGCCAUCAUACUACAUGAUGCUACGUUAAACAGGGACACAAUAUCGCGUGUUGUCCAGUCACUGACGCGGCAAAUUGACGACGAGAAGGUGUCUUCAGUAUCAGUGUCUGUGUACAAGAUGAAUCACGAAGUUAAUGAAUAUUUAAGGAAGAAAGAAAUUCAUCGAGUGUUGUCCAAAUUGCCAGUUAAAAAAAUUGGUGAGAACUUCAUAGCAGUGGUGACUUUAGAGGUUAUGUUGGCUAUAGCCGACACAGCGCGCGAGCUGGCACUAUCGCACGGGCAAGCGCAGUGGCUGUACGUGGUGGCAGACACAAGCGCGCGCAGUGGCGACCUCACCGCGGCUAUUGAUAUAUUAUAUGAAGGAGAAAAUGUUGCUUAUAUUUACAAUGUCACUGAUAAUAGUACGGAUUGUAAGAAUGGCUUGAUGUGUUAUUGUCGGGAGAUGAUGAAGGCUUUCAUAUCUGCAUUGGACUCGGCGGUGCAAGACGAGUUCGAUAUAGCAGCUCAAGUGUCGGACGAGGAGUGGGAAGCGAUUAGACCAACGAAAUUGCAACGGAGAAACGAUCUUUUGAAACAUAUACAGCAACAUAUGCAAGUGAACAGCAAAUGUGGUAAUUGCACCAGUUGGCGGGCAACGGCGGCAGAUACCUGGGGCGCCACCUAUCGGCAAGUAGACACCGCGACAACUAACGCUAACAAUACCAAGGGAGUUAUAGAAGAAGUUAAAAUGUUACAAGUUGGUACCUGGCGGCCGGCAGAUGGCGUGAGGUUCAAUGAUGUUCUGUUCCCUCAUGUCGCGCAUGGCUUCCGAGGGAAGGAGUUGCCUAUAAUUACCUAUCACAACCCUCCAUGGACGAUUCUGCAGACGAACGAAUCAGGGGCUAUCAUCAACUACGGCGGCCUUAUUUUUGAUAUCGUCAAACAGCUCGCACGGAAUAAGAACUUUACAAUCCGGCUAUUACUGGCGAAUAAUUUUAAAAAGAACUAUUAUAACAGCACGACUAUAGACAAGAUUCACAGCCAAAAUGGCAUGUUAGCAAUAUCAGCGGUUGCUAAGGGGCAAGCGGCGUUGGGCGCGGCCGCGUUCACUAUACUGCCGGACGUGACGUCAGGUAUAAACUACACGUUAGCAGUGAGUACACAGCCUUAUGCGUUCCUAAUCGCUCGUCCUCGGGAACUCAGCCGAGCUAUGCUCUUCCUGCUGCCUUUUACUGCUGACACGUGGUUAUGUUUAGGGUUCGCAGUAGUUCUUAUGGGGCCCACAUUAUACGUGGUUCAUCGUCUUAGUCCUUAUUAUGAAGCUAUGAAGAUAACGCGACAAGGAGGUUUGUCUACGAUCCACAAUUGUCUAUGGUAUAUUUAUGGAGCAUUGUUGCAACAAGGUGGUAUGUAUCUCCCUCGAGCGGAUAGUGGUCGUUUAGUUGUUGGAACUUGGUGGUUAGUUGUGUUAGUGGUCGUGACUACUUAUUCGGGAAACCUGGUCGCUUUCCUCACAUUUCCUAAGCAGGAGGUACCUGUUACAACGGUGGCUGAACUGCUGGAAAAUAAAGAAGUUUAUACGUGGUCGAUUAAAAAGGGAACUUAUUUAGAAAUGGAAUUAAAGAAUUCAGAUGAACCCAAAUAUAUUUCUUUACUCAAAGGCGCGGAAUUAUUGACGUCCGUUGCCAGUGUCGAAGGAAAUCAUCGUUCAGUUUUAGAUAAAUCGACAUUGAAUCGAGUUCGUAAACAAAGACAUGUGAUAAUAGACUGGAAGAUGAGACUGAGUUAUGUAAUGCGAGUCGCCACCCUCGCCACUGAUAGAUGCGAUUUUACAAUUAGUGCGGAGGAAUUUAUGGACGAAAAAGUGGCAAUGAUUGUUCCAGCUGGUAGUCCUUACCUUCCUGUCAUUAACAAGGAGAUAUACCGUAUGCAUAAAGCAGGUCUAAUAACCAAAUGGUUAAGUAACUAUUUACCGAAACGUGAUCGUUGCUGGAAGACCACGAUGGCAUCACAAGAGAUCGACAAUCACACUGUUAAUUUAAGAGACAUGCAGGGAUCAUUCUUUGUGUUAUUUCUAGGGUUUUUCUUAGCUUUUAUAGUACUCUUAAUGGAGUGGAUGUAUAGGACGAAGAAGAACAGGAACGAAAAUAUUAUCAUCAAGCCCUACACUGAAUAAAAUAUAUUUUUUACAUAAUUGAUCAUUAAUGUACAAUUGUGAGUGUUAUUUUCCUGCGUUGGAUAAAUGCUUGUCAU